Molecule: messenger RNA, 845 nt
Organism: Carica papaya (papaya)
Lineage: Eukaryota; Viridiplantae; Streptophyta; Magnoliopsida; Brassicales; Caricaceae
Product: inorganic pyrophosphatase 2-like
Molecular function (GO): phosphatase activity
Source: RefSeq, a predicted model, not a curated record
CUGUCCGACGAUUUACAGGAUACGAUGAUGAAAGAACUCCAUUCCCGAGGAGUAUCCAUUGAAGACAUUGCGGAGGUUAUACAACGGGCGCCGAUUCAUCCUCGGAUCAUUACAGCCAAUAAAUCAGCUCGUGCUUUAGGGUGUGAUCUGAAAAUUAUAAGCGACGCCAACACUUUCUUCAUCGACACAAUCUUGAAGCAUCACGGAAUAUGGGAAUGCUUUUCUGAGAUAAACACGAAUCCGAGUUUUAUUGAUGAAGAAAGGAGGCUGAGGAUUUUGCCUCAACAUGAUUUCACCAAAUCUUCUCAUGGCUGCAAAAAUCCAUGUCCGCCAAACAUGUGCAAGGGCGUGGUAAUUGAAAGAAUCAAAGCAGCGGAAGGCAAGAAAAAGAUGAUCAUCUACCUGGGAGAUGGAAUCGGCGACUUCUGUCCGAGCUUGAAGCUCGACAAUGGAGAUUACGUGAUGCCCAGAAAGAAUUUCCCAGUUUGGGAUUUAAUAUGCAAAAAUCGGAGCGCGAUCAAAGCAGAGAUACAUGAAUGGGGAGAUGGAGAAGAGAUGGGGAAGAUGUUAUUGGGGCUUAUAAUCAACGCAAUCUCCAUGCAACGAGAACAGCAGGAUUUAACCUCUCCAAGAAUGGAUUUCAAGUUUCCUCCCACUGUUCUUGACGCAUUGCCUAGUCCACUCUCUGUUCCUCAUUAGUCAAAUUUUGACAGGCUAAACCCAAAAUUCACUUCUUCCACGAGAAGAAUUUCAAUUGCUCUGAUAUACAUAUAUUGUAGAAUCACAAGACCCCCUUAAGAAUGAUAUUUUACAAAAGAUUUCUCUCAACCUGUUUUUAUACCGAA